UGGAUGAUAAUGUAUGUGAUAGGGGAGUACUCUGAUGGUAGAGGAGUGACUUUGGUUCUCUGCAAACUCAGCCUGAGACUAUCAAUUCAGUUUGUGGUGAGACCUCGCAGUGUUACCUUGGCAGAUGGUAGAAGCCUUCCAGAUGGAAGGAAAAAUGCGUGUAAAGGCACAAAGUGUAGAAGGACCCUGAAGCUCCAGAGUGAGGCCUGGCAUUGAAUGAAAUAUAUUUUGUGGGUUUUCAGCUGCUGAAGUCAUAGGAAUGGAUGAGACCAAGAAAACAAAGCUGUUUUUGAGGUAUGAGCGGAGGAAGAGAUAUCAGGAGACUUUCGAAACAGUCAUAACGGAAGUUAAUAUGAUCAUUGCUAACAUUUGCUGUGUUUCAGGCACUGUAAGCAUGUAUAUGGGUCCUUACAGGGACUCAUAGAGGUAGGUACUAGUAUUGUUUUUCCUUUUAUCAUUGAGAAACUGAGGUUUGAAGAGAUUAGUGAACUUGCUCUAGAUUAUACAGUUUGUAAGUGGCUGAACCAGGAUUUGAACUAAUACAAUCUGACUACAGAGGCCACACUCCUUAGCACUAGAAAAGAAUAGCAUGCCAAGGGCAGAGUUAUUUCGAGGAAGAUGGGAUAUAAGCGUCAUUGUCAAGUUCUGCAAAGGGGUCAACUUGGUUGAGAUCUAAAAAGGAACAUUGAAUUCGUCAAUUCAGAGGCUCGUAGGAAGUAGGAAAUCUUUAUCUUUUCGUUUGAACCUUGAGUGGAACCUAGAUAUUCUGGAUUAAUGUAUAAAUGAAGUUGAUCUUUAUAUGGUGACACUCAUACUCUAGUUGACUACCUAAUAGUUCCUCUGCCUUCUUUCAGUUCCGCCAACAUACUGUGUUCUUUAACAUUGUAGAACCCUUUGGCUAUGCUAGUCUCCUUCCCUGAAGUGUUGGUCCUCUAGCCCUUUUUUUGAUUGGCACCAGUUAGUUCAGAUCUUGGCUUUAUUAUAAACUCCUCUGAGAUAUAUGUUCCCUGACAGUUUAUCUAAAAUGAUUCUCUCUACAGUUAUUUUCUAUUACUGUGUUUUUGUUUCCUCAGAGGCAUACAUCACAAUUUAGAAUUAUGCAUUGGUUUAUCAAUUUACUUGUUUAUUGUCACCCUGCUGCCCAGAUAUGACUUCAUGAGGACAGUGAUGUAUGUUCUGAAAUUGUGAACCAUGAGUCUAGUACUUAAUGAUCUGCUUAUCUGCUGCCGUCAACUAGAACAUGAUAGAGCUACAGAACGAAAGAAAGAAGUUGAGAAAUUUAAGCGCCUGAUUCGAGAUCCUGAAACAAUUAAACAUCUAGAUCGGCAUUCAGAUUCCAAACAAGGAAAAUAUUUGAAUUGGGAUGCUGUUUUUAGAUUUUUACAGAAAUAUAUUCAGAAAGAAACAGAAUGUCUGAGAAUAGCAAAACCAAACGUAUCAGCCUCAACACAAGCCUCCAGGCAGAAAAAGAUGCAGGAAAUCAGUAGUUUGGUCAAAUACUUCAUCAAAUGUGCAAACAGAAGAGCACCUAGGCUAAAAUGUCAAGAACUCUUAAAUUAUAUCAUGGAUACAGUGAAAGAUUCAUCUAAUGGUGCUAUUUACGGAGCUGAUUGUAGCAACAUACUACUCAAAGACAUUCUUUCUGUGAGAAAAUACUGGUGUGAAAUAUCUCAGCAACAGUGGUUAGAAUUGUUCUCUGUGUACUUCAGGCUCUAUCUGAAACCUUCACAAGAUGUUCAUAGAGUUUUAGUGGCUAGAAUAAUUCAUGCUGUUACCAAAGGAUGCUGUUCUCAGACUGACGGAUUAAAUUCCAAAUUUUUGGACUUUUUUUCCAAGGCUAUUCAGUGUGCAAGACAAGAAAAGAGCUCUUCAGGUCUAAAUCAUAUCUUAGCAGCUCUUACUAUCUUCCUCAAGACUUUGGCUGUCAACUUUCGAAUUCGAGUGUGUGAAUUAGGAGAUGAAAUUCUUCCCACUUUGCUUUAUAUUUGGACUCAACAUAGACUUAAUGAUUCUUUAAAAGAAGUCAUUAUUGAAUUAUUUCAACUGCAAAUUUAUAUCCAUCAUCCAAAAGGAGCCAAAACCCAAGAAAAAGGUGCUUAUGAAUCAACAAAAUGGAAAAGUAUUUUAUACAACUUAUAUGAUCUGCUAGUGAAUGAGAUAAGUCAUAUAGGAAGUAGAGGAAAGUAUUCUUCAGGAUUUCGUAAUAUUGCCGUCAAAGAAAAUUUGAUUGAAUUGAUGGCAGAUAUCUGUCACCAGGUUUUUAAUGAAGAUACCAGAUCCUUGGAGAUUUCUCAAUCUUAUACUACUACACAAAGAGAAUCUAGUGAUUACAGUGUACCUUGCAAAAGGAAGAAAAUAGAACUAGGCUGGGAAGUAAUAAAAGAUCACCUUCAGAAGUCACAGAAUGAUUUUGAUCUUGUGCCUUGGCUACAGAUUGCAACCCAAUUAAUAUCAAAGUAUCCUGCAAGUUUACCUAACUGUGAGCUGUCUCCAUUACUGAUGAUACUAUCUCAGCUUCUACCCCAACAGCGACAUGGGGAACGUACACCAUAUGUGUUACGAUGCCUUACGGAAGUUGCAUUGUGUCAAGACAAGAGGUCAAACCUAGAAAGCUCACAAAAGUCAGAUUUAUUAAAACUCUGGAAUAAAAUUUGGUGUAUUACCUUUCGUGGUAUAAGUUCUGAGCAAAUACAAGCUGAAAACUUUGGCUUACUUGGAGCCAUAAUUCAGGGUAGUUUAGUUGAGAUUGACAGAGAAUUCUGGAAGUUAUUUACUGGGUCAGCCUGCAGACCUUCCUGUCCUGCAGUAUGCUGUUUGACUUUGGCACUGACCACCAGUAUAGUUCCAGGAACGGUAAAAAUGGGAAUAGAACAAAAUAUGUGUGAAGUAAAUAGAAGCUUUUCUUUAAAGGAAUCAAUAAUGAAAUGGCUCUUAUUCUAUCAGUUAGAGGGUGACUUAGAAAACAGCACAGAAGUGCCUCCUAUUCUUCACAGUAAUUUUCCUCAUCUUGUACUGGAGAAAAUUCUUGUGAGUCUCACUAUGAAAAACUGUAAAGCUGCAAUGAAUUUUUUCCAAAGCGUGCCAGAAUGUGAACACCACCAAAAAGAUAAAGAAGAACUUUCAUUCUCAGAAGUAGAAGAACUAUUUCUUCAGACAACUUUUGACAAGAUGGACUUUUUAACCAUUGUGAGAGAAUGUGGUAUAGAAAAGCACCAGUCCAGUAUUGGCUUCUCUGUCCACCAGAAUCUCAAGGAAUCACUGGAUCGCUGUCUUCUGGGAUUAUCAGAACAGCUUCUGAAUAAUUACUCAUCUGAGAUUACAAAUUCAGAAACUCUUGUCCGGUGUUCACGUCUUUUGGUGGGUGUCCUUGGCUGCUACUGUUAUAUGGGUGUAAUAGCUGAAGAGGAAGCAUAUAAGUCAGAAUUAUUCCAGAAAGCCAAGUCUCUAAUGCAAUGUGCAGGAGAAAGUAUCACUCUGUUUAAAAAUAAGACAAAUGAGGAAUUCAGAAUUGGUUCCUUGAGAAAUAUGAUGCAGCUAUGUACACGUUGCUUGAGCAACUGUACCAAGAAGAGUCCAAAUAAGAUUGCAUCUGGCUUUUUCCUACGAUUGUUAACAUCAAAGCUAAUGAAUGACAUUGCAGAUAUUUGUAAAAGUUUAGCAUCCUUAAUCAAAAAGCCAUUUGACCGUGGAGAAGUAGAAUCAAUGGAAGAUGAUACUAAUGGAAAUCUAAUGGAGGUGGAGGAUCAGUCAUCCGUGAAUCUAUUUAACGAUUACCCUGAUAGUAGUGUUAGUGAUGCAAACGAACCUGGAGAGAGCCAAAGUACCAUAGGUGCCAUUAAUCCUUUAGCUGAAGAAUAUCUGUCAAAGCAAGAUCUACUUUUCUUAGACAUGCUCAAGUUCUUGUGUUUGUGUGUAACUACUGCUCAGACCAAUACUGUGUCCUUUAGGGCAGCUGAUAUUCGGAGGAAAUUGUUAAUGUUAAUUGAUUCUAGCACGCUAGACCCUACCAAAUCCCUCCACCUGCAUAUGUAUCUACUGCUUUUAAAGGAGCUUCCUGGAGAAGAGUACCCCUUGCCAAUGGAAGAUGUUGUUGAACUUCUGAAACCACUAUCCAAUGUGUGUUCUUUGUAUCGUCGUGACCAAGAUGUUUGUAAAACUAUUUUAAACCAUGUCCUUCAUAUAGUGAAAAACCUAGGUCAAAGCAAUAUGGACUCUGAGAACACAAGGGAUGCUCAGGGACAGUUUCUUACAGUAAUUGGAGCAUUUUGGCAUCUAACAAAGGAGAGGAAAUAUAUAUUCUCUGUAAGAAUGGCCCUAGUAAAUUGCCUUAAAACUUUGCUUGAGGCUGAUCCUUAUUCAAAAUGGGCCAUUCUUAAUGUAAUGGGAAAAGACUUUCCUGUAAAUGAAGUAUUUACACAAUUUCUUGCUGACAAUCAUCACCAAGUUCGCAUGUUGGCUGCAGAGUCAAUCAAUAGAUUGUUCCAGGACACGAAGGGAGAUUCUUCCAGGUUACUGAAAGCACUUCCUUUGAAGCUUCAGCAAACAGCUUUUGAAAAUGCAUACUUGAAAGCUCAGGAAGGAAUGAGAGAAAUGUCCCAUAGUGCUGAGAACCCUGAACCUUUGGAUGAAAUUUAUAAUAGAAAAUCUGUUUUACUGACGUUGAUAGCUGUGGUUUUAUCCUGUAGCCCUAUCUGCGAAAAACAGGCUUUGUUUGCCCUGUGUAAAUCUGUGAAAGAGAAUGGAUUAGAACCUCACCUUGUGAAAAAGGUUUUAGAGAAAGUUUCUGAAACUUUUGGAUAUAGACGUUUAGAAGACUUUAUGGCAUCUCAUUUAGAUUAUCUGGUUUUGGAAUGGCUAAAUCUUCAAGAUACUGAAUACAACUUAUCUUCUUUUCCUUUUAUUUUAUUAAACUACACAAAUAUUGAGGAUUUCUAUAGAUCUUGUUAUAAGGUUUUGAUUCCACAUCUGGUGAUUAGAAGUCAUUUUGAUGAGGUGAAGUCCAUUGCUAAUCAGAUUCAAGAGGACUGGAAAAGUCUUCUAACAGACUGCUUUCCAAAGAUUCUUGUAAAUAUUCUUCCUUAUUUUGCCUAUGAGGGUACAGGAGACAGCGGGAUGGCACAGCAAAGAGAGACUGCUACCAAGGUCUAUGAUAUGCUUAAAAGUGAAAACUUAUUGGGAAAACAGAUUGAUCACUUAUUCAUUAGUAAUUUACCAGAGAUUGUGGUGGAGUUAUUGAUGACGUUACAUGAGCCAGCAAAUUCUACCAGUCAGAGGACUGACCUCUGUGACUUUUCAGGGGAUUUGGAUCCUGCUCCUAAUCCACCUCAUUUUCCAUCGCAUGUGAUUAAAGCAACAUUUGCCUAUAUCAGCAAUUGUCAUAAAACCAAGUUAAAAAGCAUUUUAGAAAUUCUUUCCAAAAGCCCUGAUUCCUAUCAGAAAAUUCUUCUUGCCAUAUGUGAGCAAGCAGCUGAAACAAAUAAUGUUUAUAAGAAACACAGAAUUCUUAAAAUAUACCACCUGUUUGUUGGUUUAUUACUGAAAGAUAUAAAAAGUGGCUUAGGAGGAGCUUGGGCCUUUGUUCUUCGAGAUGUUAUUUAUACUUUGAUUCACUAUAUCAACCAAAGGCCUUCUUGUAUCAUGGAUGUGUCAUUACGUAGCUUCUCCCUUUGUUGUGACUUAUUAAGUCAGGUUUGCCAGACAGCCGUGACUUACUGUAAGGAUGCUCUAGAAAACCAUCUUCAUGUUAUUGUUGGUACACUUAUACCCCUUGUGUAUGAGCAGGUGGAGGUUCAGAAACAGGUAUUGGACUUGUUGAAAUACUUAGUGAUAGAUAACAAGGAUAAUGAAAACCUCUAUCUCACGAUUAAGCUUUUAGAUCCUUUUCCUGACCAUGUUGUUUUUAAGGAUUUGCGUAUUACUCAGCAAAAAAUCAAAUACAGUAGAGGACCCUUUUCACUCUUGGAGGAAAUUAACCAUUUUCUCUCAGUAAGUGUUUAUGAUGCACUUCCAUUGACAAGACUUGAAGGACUAAAGGAUCUUCGAAGACAACUGGAACUACAUAAGGAUCAGAUGGUGGACAUUAUGAGAGCUUCUCAGGAUAAUCCACAAGAUGGGAUUAUGGUGAAACUAGUUGUCAAUUUGUUGCAGUUAUCCAAGAUGGCAAUAAACCACACUGGUGAAAAAGAAGUUCUAGAGGCUGUUGGAAGCUGCUUGGGAGAAGUGGGUCCUAUAGAUUUCUCUACCAUAGCUAUACAACAUAGUAAAGAUGCAUCUUAUACCAAGGCCCUUAAGUUAUUUGAAGAUAAAGAACUUCAGUGGACCUUCAUAAUGCUGACCUACCUGAAUAACACACUGGUAGAAGAUUGUGUCAAAGUUCGAUCAGCAGCUGUUACCUGUUUGAAAAACAUUUUAGCCACAAAGACUGGACAUAGUUUCUGGGAGAUUUAUAAGAUGACAACAGAUCCAAUGCUGGCCUAUCUACAGCCUUUUAGAACAUCAAGAAAAAAGUUUUUAGAAGUACCCAGAUUUGACAAAGAAAACCCUUUUGAAGGCCUGGAUGAUAUAAAUCUGUGGAUUCCUCUAAGUGAAAAUCAUGACAUUUGGAUAAAGACACUGACUUGUGCUUUUUUGGACAGUGGAGGCACAAAAUGUGAAAUUCUUCAAUUAUUAAAGCCAAUGUGUGAAGUGAAAACUGACUUUUGUCAGACUGUACUUCCAUACUUGAUUCAUGAUAUUUUACUCCAAGAUACAAAUGAAUCAUGGAGAAAUCUGCUUUCUACACAUGUUCAGGGAUUUUUCACCAGCUGUCUUCGACACUUCUUGCAAACGAGCCGAUCCACAACCCCUGCAAACUUGGAUUCAGAGUCAGAGCACUUUUUCCGAUGCUGUUUGGAUAAAAAAUCACAAAGAACAAUGCUUGCUGUUGUGGACUACAUGAGAAGACAAAAGAGACCUUCUUCAGGAACAAUUUUUAAUGAUGCUUUCUGGCUGGAUUUAAAUUAUCUAGAAGUUGCCAAGGUAGCUCAGUCUUGUGCUGCUCACUUUACAGCUUUACUCUAUGCAGAAAUCUAUGCAGAUAAGAAAAGCAUGGAUGAUCAAGAGAAAAGAAGUCUUGCAUUUGAAGAAGGAAGCCAGAGUACUACUAUUUCUAGCUUGAGUGAAAAAAGUAAAGAAGAAACUGGAAUAAGUUUACAGGAUCUUCUCUUAGAAAUCUACAGAAGUAUAGGGGAGCCAGAUAGUUUGUAUGGCUGUGGUGGAGGGAAGAUGUUACAACCCAUUACUAGACUACGAACAUAUGAACACGAAGCAAUGUGGGGCAAAGCCCUAGUAACAUAUGACCUCGAAACAGCAAUCCCCUCAUCAACACGCCAGGCAGGAAUCAUUCAGGCCUUGCAGAAUUUGGGACUCUGCCAUAUUCUUUCUGUCUAUUUAAAAGGAUUGGAUUAUGAAAAUAAAGACUGGUGUCCUGAACUAGAAGAACUUCAUUACCAAGCAGCAUGGAGGAAUAUGCAGUGGGACCAUUGCACUUCCGUCAGCAAAGAAGUAGAAGGAACCAGUUACCAUGAAUCAUUGUACAAUGCUCUACAAUCUCUAAGAGACAGAGAAUUCUCUACAUUUUAUGAAGGUCUCAAAUAUGCCAGAGUAAAAGAAGUAGAAGAGUUGUGUAAGCGCAGCCUUGAGUCUGUGUAUUCGCUCUAUCCCACACUUAGCAGGUUGCAGGCCAUUGGAGAGCUGGAAAGCAUUGGGGAGCUUUUCUCAAGAUCAGUCACACAUAGACAACUCUCUGAAGUAUAUAUUAAGUGGCAGAAACACUCCCAGCUUCUCAAGGACAGUGAUUUUAGUUUUCAGGAGCCUAUCAUGGCUCUACGCACAGUCAUUUUGGAGAUCCUGAUGGAAAAGGAAAUGGACAACUCACAAAGAGAAUGUAUUAAGGACAUUCUCACCAAACACCUUGUAGAACUCUCUAUACUGGCCAGAACUUUCAAGAACACUCAGCUCCCUGAAAGGGCAAUAUUUCAAAUUAAACAGUACAAUUCAGUUAGCUGUGGAGUCUCUGAGUGGCAGCUGGAAGAAGCACAAGUAUUCUGGGCAAAAAAGGAGCAGAGUCUUGCCCUGAGUAUUCUCAAGCAAAUGAUCAAGAAAUUGGAUGCCAGCUGUGCAGCGAACAAUCCCAGCCUAAAACUUACAUACACAGAAUGUCUGAGGGUUUGUGGCAACUGGUUAGCAGAAACGUGCUUAGAAAAUCCUGCGGUCAUCAUGCAGACCUAUCUAGAAAAGGCAGUAGAAGUUGCUGGAAAUUAUGAUGGAGAAAGCAGUGAUGAGCUAAGAAAUGGAAAAAUGAAGGCAUUUCUCUCAUUAGCCCGGUUUUCAGAUACUCAAUACCAAAGAAUUGAAAACUACAUGAAAUCAUCGGAAUUUGAAAACAAGCAAGCUCUCCUGAAAAGAGCCAAAGAGGAAGUAGGUCUCCUUAGGGAACAUAAAAUUCAGACAAACAGAUACACAGUAAAGGUUCAGCGGGAGCUGGAGUUGGAUGAAUUAGCCCUGCGUGCACUUAAAGAGGAUCGUAAACGCUUCUUAUGUAAAGCAGUUGAAAAUUAUAUCAACUGCUUAUUAAGUGGAGAAGAGCAUGAUAUGUGGGUAUUCCGACUUUGUUCCCUCUGGCUUGAAAAUUCUGGAGUUUCUGAAGUCAAUGGCAUGAUGAAGAGAGACGGAAUGAAGAUUCCAACAUAUAAAUUUUUGCCUCUUAUGUACCAAUUGGCUGCUAGAAUGGGGACCAAGAUGAUGGGAGGCCUAGGAUUUCAUGAAGUCCUCAAUAAUCUAAUCUCUAGAAUUUCAAUGGAUCACCCCCAUCAUACUUUGUUUAUUAUACUGGCCUUAGCAAAUGCAAACAGAGAUGAAUUUCUGACUAAACCAGAGGUAGCCAGAAGAAGCAGAAUAACUAAAAAUGUGCCUAAACAAAGCUCUCAGCUUGAUGAGGAUCGAACAGAGGCUGCAAAUAGAAUAAUAUGUACUAUCAGAAGUAGGAGACCUCAGAUGGUCAGAAGUGUUGAGGCACUUUGUGAUGCUUAUAUUAUAUUAGCAAACUUAGAUGCCACUCAGUGGAAGACUCAGAGAAAAGGCAUAAAUAUUCCAGCAGACCAGCCAAUUACUAAACUUAAGAAUUUAGAAGAUGUUGUUGUCCCUACUAUGGAAAUUAAGGUGGACCACACAGGAGAAUAUGGAAAUCUGGUGACUAUACAGUCAUUUAAAGCAGAAUUUCGCUUAGCAGGAGGUGUAAAUUUACCAAAAAUAAUAGAUUGUGUAGGUUCCGAUGGCAAGGAGAGGAGACAGCUUGUUAAGGGCCGUGAUGACCUGAGACAAGAUGCUGUCAUGCAACAGGUCUUCCAGAUGUGUAAUACAUUACUGCAGAGAAACACGGAAACUAGGAAGAGGAAAUUAACUAUCUGUACUUAUAAGGUGGUUCCCCUCUCUCAGCGAAGUGGUGUUCUUGAAUGGUGCACAGGAACUGUCCCCAUUGGUGAAUUUCUUGUUAACAAUGAAGAUGGUGCUCAUAAAAGAUACAGGCCAAAUGAUUUCAGUGCCUUUCAGUGCCAAAAGAAAAUGAUGGAGGUGCAAAAAAAGUCUUUUGAAGAGAAAUAUGAAGUCUUCAUGGAGGUUUGCCAAAAUUUUCAACCAGUUUUCCGUUACUUCUGCAUGGAAAAAUUCUUGGAUCCAGCUAUUUGGUUUGAGAAGCGAUUGGCUUAUACACGCAGUGUAGCUACUUCUUCUAUUGUUGGUUACAUACUUGGACUUGGUGAUAGACAUGUACAGAAUAUCUUGAUAAAUGAGCAGUCAGCAGAACUUGUACAUAUAGAUCUAGGUGUUGCUUUUGAACAGGGCAAAAUCCUUCCUACUCCUGAGACAGUUCCUUUUAGACUCACCAGAGAUAUUGUGGAUGGCAUGGGCAUUACCGGUGUUGAAGGUGUCUUCAGAAGAUGCUGUGAGAAAACCAUGGAAGUGAUGAGAAACUCUCAGGAAACUCUGUUAACCAUUGUAGAGGUCCUUCUAUAUGAUCCACUCUUUGACUGGACCAUGAAUCCUUUGAAAGCUUUGUAUUUACAGCAGAGGCCAGAAGAUGAAACUGAGCUUCACCCUACUCUGAAUGCAGAUGACCAAGAAUGCAAACGAAAUCUCAGUGAUAUUGACCAGAGUUUCAACAAAGUAGCUGAACGUGUCUUAAUGAGACUACAAGAGAAACUGAAAGGAGUGGAAGAAGGCACUGUGCUCAGUGUUGGUGGACAAGUGAAUUUGCUCAUACAGCAGGCCAUAGACCCCAAAAAUCUCAGCCGACUUUUCCCAGGAUGGAAAGCUUGGGUGUGAUCUUCAGUAUAUGAAUUACCCUUGCAUUCAGCCUUUAGAAAUUAUAUUUUAGCCUUUAUUUUUAACCUACCAACAUACUUUAAGUAGGGAUUAAUAUUUAAGUGAACUAUUGUGGUUUUUUUUUAAUGUUGGUUUUAAUACUUGAUUUAAUCACCACUCAAAAAUGUUUUGAUGGUCUUAAGGAACAUCUCUGCUCUCACUCUUUAGAAAUAAUGGUUAUUCGGGCUGGGCGCAGCGGCUCACGCCUGUAAUCCCAGCACUUUGGGAGGCCGAGGUGGGCGGAUCACAAGGUCAGGAGUUCGAGACCAGCCUGGCCAAGAGACCAGCGUGGCCAGUAUGGUGAAACCCCGUCUCUACUAAAAAUACAAAAAUUAACCGAGCAUGGUGGCGGGCACCUGUAUUCCCAGCUACUCGAGAGGCUGAGGCAGGAGAAUCUCUUGAACCUGGGAGGUGAAGGUUGCUGUGGGCCAAAAUCAUGCCAUUGCACUCCAGCCUGGGUGACAAGAGCGAAACUCCAUCUCAAAAAAAAAAAAAAACAGAAAUGUAUUUGGAUUUUUCCUAGCAAGAUCACUCAGUGUUACUAAAUAAUGAAGCUGUUAUGGAGAACAAAUUUCAAAGACACAGUUAGUGUAGUUACUAUUUUUUUAAGUGUGUAUUGAAACUUCUCAUUCUAUUCUCUUUAUCUUUUAAGCCCUUCUGUACUGUCCAUGUAUGUUAUCUUUCUGUGAUACCUUCAUAGAUUGCCUUCUAGUUCAUGAAUUCUCUUGUCAGCUGUAUAUAAUCUCUUUUACCCUAUCCAUUGGGCUUCUUCUUUCAGAAAUUGUUUUUCAUUUCUAAUUAUGCAUCAUUUUUCAGAUCUCUGUUUCUUGAUGUCAUUUUUAAUGUUUUUUAAUGUUUUUUAUGUCACUAAUUAUUUUAAAUGUCUGUACUUGAUAGUCACUGUAAUAGUUCUAUUAAAUUUAGUUCCUGCUGUUUAUAUCUGUUGAUUUUUGUAUUUGAUAGGCUGUUCAUCCAGUUUUGUCUUUUUGAAAAGUGAGUUUAUUUUCAGCAAGGCUUUAUCUAUGGGAAUCCUGAGUGUCUGUUUAUGUCAUAUUCCCAGGGCUGUUGCUGACACAAGCCCAUUCUUAUUUUAAUUUCUUGGCUUUAGGGUUUCCAUACCUGAAGCGUAGCAUAAAUUACUGAUAGGAGAUUUCCCAGGCCAAGGCAAACACACUUCCUCCUCAUCUCCCUGUGCUAGUGGGCAGAAUAUUUGAUUGAUGCCUUUUUCACUUAGAGUAUAAGCUUCCAUGUGUCCCACCUUUAUGGCAGGGUGGAAGGAGGUACAUUUAAUUCCCACUGCCUGCCUUUGGCAAGCCCUGGGUUCUUUAGUCCCCAUGUAGAUGUCUAAGCUAAAAGCCAUGGGUUAAUGAGACUGGCAAAUUGUUCCAGGACAGCUACAGCAUCAGCUCACAUAUUUACCUCUCUGGUUUUCAUUCCCCUCAUUUUUUUCUGUGACAGAGUCUUGCUCUGUCACCCAGGCUGGAGUGCAGUGGCAUGAUCUCAGCUCACUGCAACCUCUGCCUCCCGGGUUCAAGCAAUUCUCCUGCCUCAGCCUCCCGAGUAGCUGGGACUACAGGCGUGUGCCAACACGCCCGGCUAAUUUGUUGUAUUUUUAGUAGAGACGGAGUUUCACCGUGUUAGCCAGGAUGGUCUCGAUCACUUGACCUCGUGAUCCACCCUCCUCGGCCUCCCAAAGUGCUGGGAUUACAGGUGUGAGCCACCGUGCCCGGCCUCAUUCCCCUCAUUUUUGACCGUAAGGAUUUCCCCUUUCUUGUAAGUUCUGCUAUGUAUUUAAAAGAAUGUUUUCUACAUUUUAUCCAGCAUUUCUCUGUGUUCUGUUGGAAGGGAAGGGCUUAGGUAUCUAGUUUGAUACAUAGCUAGAAGUGGAACAUUUCUCUGUCCCCCAACUGUCAUCAUAUAAGAUAAACAUCAGAUAAAAAGCCACCUGAAAGUAAAACUACUGACUCGUGUAUUAGUAUAAUCUCUUCUCCAUCCUUAGGAAAAUGUUCAUCCCAGCUGCGGAGAUUAACAAAUGGGUGAUUGAGCUUUCUCCUCGUAUUUGGACCUUGAAGGUUAUAUAAAUUUUUUUCUUAUGAAGCGUUGGCAUUUCUUUUUAUUGCCAAUGGCAGGCACUCAUUCAUAUUUGAUCUCCUCACCUUCCCCUCCCCUAAAACCAAUCUCCAGAACUUUUUGGACUAUAAAUUUCUUGGUUUGACUUCUGGAGAACUGUUCAGAAUAUUACUUUGCAUUUCAAAUUACAAACUUACCUUGGUGUAUCUUUUUCUUACAAGCUGCCUAAAUGAAUAUUUGGUAUAUAUUGGUAGUUUUAUUACUAUAGUAAAUCAAGGAAAUGCAGUAAACUUAAAAUGUCUUUAAGAAAGCCCUGAAAUCUUCAUGGGUGAAAUUAGAAAUUAUCAACUAGAUAAUAGUAUAGAUAAAUGAAUUUGUAGCUAAUUCUUGCUAGUUGUUGCAUCCAGAGAGCUUUGAAUAACAUCAUUAAUCCACUCUUUAGCCUUGCGUGGUAUGCUAUGAGGCUCCUGUUCUGUUCAAGUAUUCUAAUCACUGGCUUUGAAAAGUUUAUCAGAUUUACGUACAGAUCACAAGCCUAGGAGAAAUAACUAAUUCACGGAUGACAGAAUUAAGAUUAUAAAAGAUUUUUUUUUGUAAUUUUAGUAGAGACAGGGUUGCCAUUGUAUUCCAGCCUUGGCAACAGAGCAAGACUCUGCCUAAAAAAAAAAAAAAAAAAAAGAAGGUUUUGGCAAGCUGGAACUCUUUCUGCAAAUGACUAAGAUAGAAAACUGCCAAGGACAAAUGAGGAGUAGUCAGAUUUUGAAAAUAUUAAUCAUAGAAUAUUUGUUGUAUGCUAAGUCACUGACCCAUAUUAUGUACAGCAUUUCUGAUCUUUACUUUGCAAGAUUAGCGAUACUAUCCCAAUACACUGCUGGAGAAACCAGAAUUUGGAGACAUAAGUUGUCCAAGGCAAGAAGAUAGUAAAUUAUAAGUACAAGUGUAAUAUGGACAAUAUCUAACUUGAAAAGAUUUCAGGCGAAAAGAAUCUGGGGUUUGCCAGUCAGUUGCUCAAAAGGUCAAUGAAAACCAAAUAGUGAAGCUAUCAGAGAAGCUAAUAAAUUAUAGACUGCUUGAACAGUUGUGUCCAGAUUAAGGGAGAUAAUAGCUUUCCCACCCUACUUUAUGCAGGUCAUACCUCCCCAAAGUGUUUACCUAAUCAGUAGGUUCACAAACUCUUGGUCAUUAUAGUAUAUGCCUAAAAUGUAUGCACUUAGGAAUGCUAAAAAUUUAAAUAUGGUCUAAAGCAAAUAAAAGCAAAGAGGAAAAACUUUGGACAUCUUAAAGACUAGAAUAGUCUUUUAAAAAGAAAGCCAGUAUAUUAGUUUGAAAUAUAGAGAUGUGUCCCAAUUUCAAGUAUUUUAAUUGCACCUUAAUGAAAUUAUCUAUUUUCUAUAGAUUUUAGUACUAUUGAAUGUAUUACUUUACUGUUACCUGAAUUUAUUAUAAAGUGUUUUUGAAUAAAUAAUUCUAAAAGCAUA
This is a messenger RNA of Gorilla gorilla gorilla (western lowland gorilla), 13946 nucleotides long. RefSeq names its product ATM serine/threonine kinase (gene ATM). Gene Ontology annotation, molecular function: protein serine/threonine kinase activity; protein binding. Gene Ontology annotation, biological process: DNA repair. NCBI's taxonomy places the organism in Eukaryota, Metazoa, Chordata, Mammalia, Primates, Hominidae. The coding region runs from base 1192 to 10359 and encodes 3055 amino acids. The record is from RefSeq and is a predicted model, not a curated record. The transcript has 63 exons.